Melitaea cinxia (Glanville fritillary) is the source of this 2455-nucleotide messenger RNA. It is a transcript of the gene Abp1, whose product is annotated as drebrin-like protein B. Lineage: Eukaryota; Metazoa; Arthropoda; Insecta; Lepidoptera; Nymphalidae. Gene Ontology annotation, biological process: positive regulation of dendritic spine morphogenesis; neuron projection morphogenesis; positive regulation of axon extension. The transcript is spliced from 9 exons. Gene Ontology annotation, molecular function: actin filament binding. Gene Ontology annotation, cellular component: plasma membrane; postsynaptic membrane; site of polarized growth. The record is from RefSeq and is a predicted model, not a curated record. Bases 100 to 1818 code for a protein of 572 amino acids.
GGGAAGGAUUGUUGUGAGUCAGUCAGCCCGUCGGCGAUUCAGAUUUUCUUGGGAAUACCUUCGUACAUUACCUUUGGAUAUUAAUGCAAAGCAUGAAAAAUGGCUGUAAAUUUAGAAAAACAUAAACAGGCCCUUGUUGCAGCGUGGAAAGAUGUUUUGGAUGAGAAAACGGAGACAAAUUGGGCGUUAUUUGGCUACGACGGCUUAUCAAAUGAUCUUAAAUAUAUCAGCAAAGGUGACGGAGGUCUUAUAGAGCUGAUCGAUGAAUUUAACAGUGGGAAGAUACAAUACGCUUUUUUAAAAGUUGACCUUCCAGACGGCAGCAUAUCUAAAUAUGUUCUUAUCAACUGGCAGGGUGAAGGCGCUCCAACGGUACGCAAAGGUACCUGCGCUAAUCAUAUAAAGCAAGUAGCUCAAUUCUUCACCGGUUUUCACCUAACGAUGCACGCAAGAACUGAAGACGAUUUAGAAGAGAGGUUGAUACUAGAGAAGCUAGCGAAGGCCGGCUCCGCAUUUAACUUCAAGUCGAGUCGACACGAAGAGUUGCCUCCCAGCGGACCUAUUGGAACUACUUAUCAGAAGGUCAAUCCAGUUCAAGAAAUAAAUUCUAAAGAAAGGGACCAAUUUUGGUUAAAAGAAGAACAAGAGGAGAAAAAGCGAGUUGAAGCUGAAAGGAAAAGGAGAGAAGAGGAAAAGAAAAAGGCUGAAGAAGAGGUUAAGAGAAGAGAUGCGUUAGAGGCAGCUAAGAGAGCUAACGCAGAACAGCAAAAGUCGGAAGCAAGUGUGGAGGGUGUGAGUUCUAGCGAGGCGCUUCGGCGACAAAGGUCUCAAGAGGCGAGGCAGCUCAUCGGAGCCAGCACCGCCGCCGCCAGGAGGCUGUUCCAGCAGAACUUAGCUCAGGGACAAAUCUCCUCCAGAUCCAACUCAGUACCAGAGAAGCCAGUGCGCAGUUCGGUAAUAGCGCAAAGGAUAAACACAUUCUCGCAAAACACGUCACAACCGGCUUCACCGAAUCAUCCCAAAUCCCCAAUAUCACCGACGACUACCAUACCCCCAUCAGAUCCAGCCCCAUCAUCGAACAACGUCUCAUCAUCGAACAAUGUCUCAUCACCAGAAGAAACAAACAAGACAUUGGCAGAAGAACCCAAGGACCAACUAAAAACGAGCCCGUUAAAGAAUAUAGACAAAAUAAAAAUGAGCCUCGAAAGUCCGUCUCAGAUACAAUAUGAGCCAAUAAUUGACCCAUCGGCCGACUUAAGUCCGAGCACUGAAAAUAACCCUAGCUCUUUUAGCGCCAUCAACUACUCUGAGUAUCAAGAAAACUUCAAAGAAACUGACCUUAAACAGAGUGAGCCGAUGAUCAAACAGAAUAUUCUAGAAAAUGAUAUGUUCGACGCGUCAUAUUCUAGUUCGAAUGAGAAUGAUGACGACGAUAGUGAUAAUAAGUUUAGUACGAUAAAACGGUCGCCGUACAGCAAGAAUACUGACACUAGAGAACUAAGUAGGCAAAACACCGUCAUAGAGAAUGUUAACUAUAAGAAGGAGAACGGUACUACGACGCUUGAAGACAUAUCUCCCGAAGGUAUGGAUGAAGAAAGUACCAUAUACGAGGAUCUUGACGAUGAUCCCGGACUCACUGCGCGUGCCUUGUACGACUACCAAGCAGCGGACGAGUCCGAGAUAACGUUCGACCCGGGCGACAUCAUCACGCACAUCGAGCAGAUCGACGCGGGCUGGUGGCAGGGGCUCGGGCCGCGCGGCCUGUUCGGCCUGUUCCCCGCCAACUACGUUCAACUGCUGCCGGCGCGCCCGCGCUAGUGCCGACACUACGAGUGCCGCUACUACUAGUGCCGCUACUGUCACUAGUGCUGCUGGUGCCGGCUAUUCUCGCUAGUGUCGCAAGUGAUGGUAGUGCCGCUGGUGGCUCUGGUGGCGCUAAUGGCGCAAGUGCCGCUGGUGCUGCUUGUGCCACUGGUGCUUGCUAUUGCCGCUGGUGCUGGCUAUUGCCACUGGUAGCGCUAAGGGUGCAAGUGUCGCUGGUGCUACUAGUGCCAGUUAGUGCGGCCGGUGCCCGCUAGCCUUAGUGGUGCCGUCGCUACCACGCGCAUUACUAGCUACGGCGAUUAUUGCAGUGUUUAAUGAGCGCCACCCAAAAAUCAUUUGCCCUUUAAGCACAACAUUGUGAACAAAUUGACAAGUACGAAAGCAUUGAUAUGUAAAGGAUUUUUUUGGAGAAUUUUCUAUAUAACGAUGGAACAAUAGACUAAAUUUAUUGAAAAAAAAAUUCUAGUCCCUACUCAAUUAAAUUGCCUAGUCCAAGUAAGCUUGUGGAAUCUUUUAAAUUAAGAUUUUAUUCAUUCUUGGCAUUUUAAUCUAGUAGUGAUUCAGUAACUAAGACGAUAGAUAGAGAUAGACACGCACUACACGGUAAUUUUCCGUGAUGCAAAUCAAUAUU